AUGACCACGAGAGGUGUGGAAUGGGAUCGGGUGAUGGUUUGGUUCUCACUAGCAGCGGUGAGACCUUUGCCUCAUGCAAGCCCGGAUACAGUUAGAUGGAAAUUUGACACCAAGAGAUGCUUCUCGGUUUCUUCUGCCUAUAAGAUAAGGAUGCACAUAAACAGCGGUAGUGCGGUGGCUCCAUGGAAUGGACGUUUGUUAUCAAACAAGGAACGUGCGCGUUGCCACCUAACGUCGGACACUAGUUGUUUGCUAGGCGGUGCAGCCAGAGAAGGCGGAUCCCACCUGCUGAGGGAAUGCCCCCUCGUGGAAGGUGUCGUGGAAGGUGCUGAUAAAGCCCGAACGGAAACCACAGCUAUCGAAGGCAUUACUCCACGCAGUAUUAGAAUGAAGGAAAAAAUGAUCCGAGCAUUGCAGAAAAGGGUGGUACGGCAAAGAGUUCAGGAGCGCACUGUUGUGGGAGAAAUAUCGUGGGAAGCCCCUCCUAAUGAUUGGGUUAAACUAAACACCGAUGGAGGGUGGUGGAGUGAUUCGGGGUGGGCCACGUGCGGAGGUGUGCUCCGAAAUUCGGAUGCUGAAUGGAUUUUGGGUUUCUAG
Messenger RNA from Hibiscus syriacus, 597 nucleotides. RefSeq lists its product as uncharacterized. The coding region runs from base 1 to 597 and encodes 198 amino acids. NCBI's taxonomy places the organism in Eukaryota, Viridiplantae, Streptophyta, Magnoliopsida, Malvales, Malvaceae. The record is from RefSeq and is a predicted model, not a curated record. The transcript is spliced from 3 exons.